This is a messenger RNA of Aspergillus alliaceus, 1684 nucleotides long. RefSeq names its product TDT family transporter. Gene Ontology annotation, biological process: sulfite transmembrane transport; transmembrane transport. Gene Ontology annotation, molecular function: sulfite transmembrane transporter activity. The record is from RefSeq and is a predicted model, not a curated record. The coding region runs from base 84 to 1292 and encodes 402 amino acids. Gene Ontology annotation, cellular component: plasma membrane. The transcript is spliced from 6 exons. Lineage: Eukaryota; Fungi; Ascomycota; Eurotiomycetes; Eurotiales; Aspergillaceae.
CGUCAACAUCGUGAAUUAUUAUCUCUUGAAUUAACUCUUGUCACAUACAAGGCGCUACAUAGUCACAGGAACAAAAUCACAGGAUGAAAGACAGCGAAUCACGUCCUGAUACAGGACCCAGAGGCAAAAGCCUCGUGAAGUAUACAGCCGGUUGGCGAAGAAUCGUCAGCAACUUCAGUCCCUCAUGGUUUUCUACAACGAUGGGGACAGGCAUGGCUGGCAUUCUGCUUUAUCUCAUCCCGUUCGAGCACGCAGCGCUAUAUUACAUCGCCAUAGCCUUUUUCGUUCUCAAUGUCUUAUUAUUUGUUCUCGUGCUCAGCAUAUCGAUUCUACGAUACGCCUUGUAUCCCGAAAUCUGGAAGGUCAUGAUCCAAGACCCAGUCAAUUCGUUAUUCCUCGCGACGUGUCCUAUGGGCUUCGCCACCUUGAUCGAGUUGUGGGUAUUCAUCUGUGUACCACAAUGGGGGGAUUGGGCCAAGACAGCAGCUUGGGCGCUCUGGAUUGUCGACGCAGUUGCUGCGAUAGCAGUUACUGUAUCUCUCUCAUUCAUUCUGAUAUCGCAAAAUUACGUCACCUCGCUGGAGCGGAUCACGGCUCUCCAGUUGCUGCCGAUCGCUGCCACAAUCGUCGCGUCUGGGGUCGGGGCCGAGAUCGCGGAUAUUUUACCUAACACGCGGCAUGCUAUGGGAACAAUCAUUGUAUCCUAUGUGCUGUGGGGCAUGUCAACGCCAAUGGCGAUGACGAUCCUGGUGAUUUAUUACCAGCGUUUGGCGGUCCAUAAGCUUCCAUCGCGGGAGACCAUCGUAAGUUGUUUUCUCCCACUAGGGCCUCUUGGCUUUGGGGGGUUCAGUAUUUUAUACCUGGGGAAGGUGGCUCGACACCUCCUAGGCGACUCUAACGCGAUUGACCCUAUUGCUGGACACAUGGCAUACGUCCUGGGUCUUUUGAUUUCGCUAUUGAUGUGGUCUUUUGGUCUGAUUUGGCUUGUCUUUGCGUUGGCCACGAUCUACGACCGUUCACCGUUCCCCUUCAAUAUGGGGUGGUGGGGGUUUACCUUUCCGCUUGGGGUGUAUGCGGCCAAUACGAUUCUGCUCGGGAAGGAAAUGGACUUAAUGUUUUUUAAGGUUUGCGGCACGAUUCUGAGCGGCGCAAUGGUCAUGUUGUGGCUGGUGGUGGCCAUCCGCACCGCGCACGGAGCAUGGCAUGGGGUAUUAUUCUAUGCACCAUGCCUGCAGAAUUUGAAGGAAAAGAUCGAAGAUAGUCAAGAUGAAGCGACAGCAGAAGCCGCCUAGUUCAAGCAUCCCAGAACCUUGCUCUGACAGAGACCUAAGACUGAUCGAUUGCGGCAAUCUAGACCGACUAAAACAACGCCAGUCAUGCAGCUCAUCACAUGGUGCCAGGGGUUUACCAAUCAUGUAGGGCACUUGGAGGAGUAGGAUUGCGGCUAGUAAGCAGUAUCGGAUACGAACGGCCAAUACGACGGAGACGCCGACGCCAUCUCUCUUUCACAAACCCUCGUGUGAGCACCCAACCGGGCAGGAAUACGCGAAGCCAUGCCGCCUCACAUCUUCAGUUUGGUUGUAAAUGUAACCCUGGUGUGACAGGUUUUUAGUAUAAUGAUAAGCUCUAGUCUUGCGGCUGAAGCCUGGUGGUACCUAUAGAAAUCCGGGGCUUCCGCUCCGUU